UACUCGAUGAAAGUGGCCGUCGCGAGCUAGUAUUCACUUGUGAUACAACUAUACUGUAUCGAAACUUUAAGUGAGAUAAACAAGCGAAGGGUGUAAAUACUUUAGAACGAACAGCGAAAGUGAUUCAGAUGGUAUUCUAUAUAAGUGAAAUCGAAAACAUUCCAAUUAUAUUAUGUGUCUGCUUUUGUACGGUUUUGGCGAAAAUAUAAAUUAGAAAAGGUGGCAAUAUGAGCUCGAUUGUGAACGUGGCGGCUGAUGUGAUAUCUGGUUCAGCGAUCGCAGCCGCAGGUACGCAGGUAGCAUGGUUCAUCCCUAUGUUGUUGGCUGCUAUAGCGUACUACCAAUACGACCAGACUGAUCCAGAAGGUCGACCAGCAGAUGUGUCCGAUACAGAGAUGUUGCCAGAGUAUGACUUCGUCAUAGUGGGAGCAGGUUCUGCUGGUGCCGUGGUGGCGAAUCGUUUGUCAGAAAUCGGGAAUUGGAGAGUGUUAUUGCUGGAAGCGGGUGGAGAUGAGACGGAAAUAUCUGACGUACCUCUCUUAGCUGGAUAUCUGCAGCUCAGUAAGCUGGACUGGAAAUAUAAAACUGAGCCGUCGGGAACAACUUGUUUAGCAAUGGAAGGAGGUCGUUGCAAUUGGCCUCGUGGGAAAGUCCUCGGUGGCAGUUCAGUUUUGAACUACAUGUUAUACUUGAGAGGAAAUAGAAAAGAUUAUGAUAUUUGGGAGUCCAUGGGCAACAAGGGUUGGGGUUAUCAAGAUGUAUUAUAUUAUUUUAAAAAAUCUGAAGAUAACAAAAACCCAUACUUAGCACAAACCCCGUAUCACAGUACUGGAGGCUAUUUAACAGUCGCUGAAGCUCCUUAUCAUACUCCAUUGGUGUCUAGUUUUAUCGAAGCAGGUUUAGAAAUGGGAUAUAUGAAUAGAGAUAUUAAUGGAGAAAACCAUACUGGAUUUAUGGUUGCUCAAGGCACUCUUCGUCGCGGAGGCAGAUGUUCUACGUCAAAAGCAUUUCUUAGACCAGCCAAGGACCGUAAAAACCUUCACAUUGCUAUGCACAGUCACGUAACAAAAGUACUAAUAGAUCCCAGAACGAAAAUUGCUUUUGGAGUAGAAUUUGUACGUAAUAAAAUGAUCUAUCGAAUCAGGACGCGGAAAGAAGUUAUAUUAUCGGCCGGAACCAUUAAUUCAGCUCAAUUACUUAUGCUGUCAGGUAUUGGUCCAGCAGAAGAAUUAACAAAACAUCAUAUACCAAUAAUACAAAAUUUGAGAGUUGGCAAGAACUUACAAGAUCAUAUUGGAUUAGGAGGAUUAGCUUUCAUGGUUAACAAAAAAAUUUCAAUUGUAGAACACAGACUUCACACAGUGAGCACUUUGAUGGAAUAUGCGGUAUUAGGCGAAGGUCCUUUAACCAUUAUGGGAGGAGUUGAAGGUUUAGCGUUUGUUAAUACUAAAUACGUUAAUGCAUCUGAUGAUUUCCCAGACAUAGAAUUCCACUUUAUCUCUGGCUCUACAAAUUCUGAUGGAGGUGAACAGUUACGAAAAGUGCAUGGAUUGUCCGAUCAGUUUUACGACGCCGUAUUUCGACCAAUAAAUAACAUGGAUGUCUGGAGCAUCAUACCAAUGUUGUUGCGCCCAAGAAGUAAAGGCUACAUACAGUUACGUAGCGCAAAUCCCUAUGACUAUCCCUAUAUAUAUCCGAAUUAUUUAACAGAUGAAAUGGAUGUUAAAACAUUGAUUGAAGGCGUCAAAAUUGCUGUAGCCGUAUCCCGAACCAAAGCAUUCCAGAGGUAUGGUUCUGUACUGAACAAGCAUGUGUUUCCAGCAUGUGCGACAAUACAAAAGUAUACUGAUGCGUUUUGGGAGUGUAUGAUCCGGCAGUAUACUUGUACGAUAUACCAUCCAGUGGGGACAGCUAAAAUGGGACCGUAUUGGGACCCAGAGGCUGUCGUAGAUCCCGAAUUGAGGGUUUACGGUGUGAAAGGCUUAAGAGUCAUUGAUGGCAGCAUUAUGCCUACAUUAGUAAGUGGUAACACGAAUGCUCCGAUAAUCAUGAUUGGAGAAAAGGGGAGUGAUAUGAUCAAGGAGUUCUGGUUGAAAAGAAGAAGAUCUAGAUAUUACCUGUGACGUUAAUGUACAAAGUAUUCCGUUGAAUGUUCAUAUCAGUAUUAUAUUGUAAAUAGUUAAUUUAUUCAUGUUAGUUGGUAUAUUUAUUUAUUUAAUAGUGAUAGUGUAAAUAAAGACGACAUUUGUUAAUGCCGGACUCGCAAUAUUACUAACAUUUGAAAUUCAAUACUGAAGAGGAGUAAUUUUUUGUGGAAGAAAAUGAAAAAAAUGCUGUGAUUAUAUUCGUGAUUAGGCUCAAUUUUGUACAAAUUGAUUGUUUUUUUUUUUUUUUAUUUCACGCCAUAUAUGUUGGAUUAGUAAGGUAGCAAAUGCAUAUGUGGCCCUCCUUAAAAAAAUCUAUUACUAACUUUGUGGCCGGCAACACUUGGUUAAUUAGUAAUCGGCUAUAAAUUUUCUAUAUAUACUCCGUACUAAUUCUGAGCUACUCCACUUUGACUAAUUUCUAUCAUAUAUUUAUUUAGCCGAAGUCUAUAAUUGGGAAGCUUACAAAUGAAAAAUAUCGCUAACGCCCCACCUCACUUAA
Molecule: messenger RNA, 2646 nt
Organism: Galleria mellonella (greater wax moth)
Lineage: Eukaryota; Metazoa; Arthropoda; Insecta; Lepidoptera; Pyralidae
Product: glucose dehydrogenase [FAD, quinone]
Exons: 5
Coding region: 228-2123 (631 amino acids)
Molecular function (GO): flavin adenine dinucleotide binding; oxidoreductase activity, acting on CH-OH group of donors
Source: RefSeq, a predicted model, not a curated record